CUUAACCAAUCCUGGAGGCUAUGAAAUCAGCAGUCAUGAGUUUUUCUUAGUUUGGGUUCUGAUAGAGGGGGCUUCAUAGUCACAGCGAUCAGGUGGAAAAGAUGAACGCUAUGAACACAUUUAGGUUCAUGAUGAAAUUUGGAGCUUACUUCAUCCUCCUCACCUCCGCAGUUCAAGCAGGCCUUUUGAGAAAGGGACAAACGUGUCCGCAAGUUUGCGAUGCCUCUCAGUGCCCUGUCGCGCCGCACGACUGUUACUACGGACAGGCCAAGGACGCGUGCGGCUGCUGCGUGGUGUGCGCGGCCGGAGAGGGGGAAAUCUGCGGGGAGCGGAGCGCCGGUGGCCUCGUCUGCGGGGACGGGCUGCGGUGCGACUCUGUCUCGGGGGGUAGGCUCACCAGCGCCUGCGUGUGCGCGUCCUCUGGGCCCGUGUGCGGGAGCGACGGCAGGACUUAUCCGAGCAUCUGCCGCCUCAGAGCCGAGAACAGGAGGGCCGAGUUAGAAGAGACCCCCUCGGUCAUUAUGAUCCAGAGAGGACAGUGUGAUUCUGAAAUGAAGCAUCCAGAAAGUAUGCGCUACAAGUUUAACUUUAUUGCAGACGUAGUGGAUAAGAUUGUCCCAGCUGUGGUGCACCUGGAGCUUUUCCAAAGAGUGCCAUUUACCGGCCAGGAGGUCUCUGUGUCAAGUGGUUCUGGGUUUGUGGUGUCCGAGGAUGGCUGGAUUGUCACCAAUGCCCACGUACUCACUAAUAAGCAGCGGAUAAAAGUUGAGCUGAAAAGCGGCGUGCACUACGAUGCAGUGGUCAAGGACGUGGAUCAGAAGACGGACAUCGCCCUCAUCAAAAUUGAGCCAGAUGGUCCCCUACCUGUGCUGCAUCUCGGCCAGUCCUCAGAUUUGCGUCCAGGUGAAUUUGUGGUAGCGGUGGGAAGCCCUUUUUCUCUGCAGAACACUGUCACCACCGGCAUCAUCAGCACGGCCCACCGCAACGGCCUGGAGCUGGGCUUCACUGACGCAGACAUGGACUACAUCCAAACUGACGCCAUCAUAAAUUAUGGCAACUCUGGUGGGCCGCUUGUCAACUUGGAUGGAGAUGUUAUUGGCAUAAAUACUUUGAAGGUGACAGCAGGGAUUUCUUUUGCUAUCCCUGUGGACAGGGUUCGACAGUUUCUCGCUGAUUCCUACAACAGACAAGUCAGUGGAAAUGCAGCACAAAAAAAGAAAUUAAUAGGCAUCCGGAUGCUGCAGCUCACGCCAUCUUUGAUCCAAGAUCUCAAGAAACGUAAUGACAAAUUUCCAGAUGUGAGCUCAGGGGUUUAUAUCUACGAGGUAAUGUCUGGAACAGCUGCAUCCAGCGCUGGCAUGGUCGAUCACGACGUCAUCAUCGCCGUCAACGGGCGGCCCGUCCACAGCACGAAGGAAGUGAGCGACGCCGUCCAAAGUGCCACCGUACUAUCCGUGGUAGUGAGACGAAAGGAUGCGGACGUCACACUGACUAUCGUUCCCCAAGAGACUGACUGACACCACUGCAUACAAGGAGUCUGGUUACAGUCAAAACAUUUAAAACCAAAACAGCCGAAAGCAAAUGCAGAUUAAUGUCUAUUCCCACCCACCACUGGGAGUUGAUUUAUUGUGAUAAACAGCUUGUUCAGGGAUCUGGAUGCCAUUAAUCCGCUCCAUUAGAACUAAAGCCGUGUCAGAUAUGUGACCCAUGGCAGAUUUACCUUGAGAAGAGUAGCCCUUUGCCCCUGACUUCUCACACAUCUGAUGUUUUGGCUAGUAUUUUUUGUCUAAAAAGAGCCAAAUAACCAGUGGAAAUCACAUGCACAUUCAGCCUGUAUCGGUGAAAGGAAAAUCUGUUUAAAUAUAUUUAGUUUUCAAGAAGUUUCUUUCAUGUGCAAAUUGACAAUAUGCAGAAGGGAGUAAACAGCACGUCAGUCAUUUAAGAAAAUACAUCACACGACAGUGUAAUAGUUCUGCAAAAGUGAGUGGCAUCGGGUAAUGUUUCGGAGUAGUAAGCCGUGUAGACGGCACAUGUCAUGUCUCUCUGCAUGAAAGAUGUUUUCCUCUCUGCAGCUGCCUUUAUACACAUCUGUUCAAAGAUGCUUAAUAUGCAAAUGUUUACACCCAUGUCAGAGGCAAGAAGACGUGUCCCGUUCCCACUGACAAAGGCAACCAGCCACAAUUGCAAACACGCCCCAUUGUUCAUAAAUCACAGCACUUGACUGGCCAGCUGCACCUGAACACAUCCUAUUUUUACAUCCUAUUUUUAUGGAAAACAGUUAGAAGGAAAUGAAGGAAAUGAAUAACUGAAGUAAAGUUUGACAUAACAGGUGUGCACAUCGGCCAAAUCAACAAAUUUCCUUUUCAUCCAGGAAAACAGGUUAAAGGGUUGAUUCACAUAAAUUCUUGCAGAGAGCGUUGGUUUUAUUGCGCGUGGUGUGUUCAAAGUCAGAUUCGGCAAACUAUCUUAAGAGUACUUGAGUGUAACAAAUUAACAAAUUUAGCAGCAUUGCUACUGUUAGAGGGGGCUGUUAGGGGGUGGAAACAGUUUGAAAGCAAUAACUAUUUAAUAGUCCUCAAGCAGAGCAGCUGCCAGAGACUGCUGCAGAGCAAAACUGUAUUAUUAUAAUUUUAUUUAACUUCAUGCACUACAUUUAAACCAAAUCCCUAUAAAUUAACACACAAUGAUUGACUUGCACAACAAGUCCAAUCCAAGUGGAAGGUCCUAUUGGAAAAAUCUGAUUCUGAAAAAGCUCAGUAUGAGAAAACCAAUGAAUUACAUACUUUCUCAACAUCCUCCCAGUGGAAAAUACAAACCUGUGGUACGAGGUUUAAUUGCAUGAGGCCCAUUGAUUUUAGGAAGAAGUUCCUUCUGCGUUUUAUUUUCUGCUCACUUUCAUUAAUUGUCUUGGGAUUGGACACAGAGAUCUCACAGAUAUGUCCAAGUGAUAAGUCAUAGCUAGACAUAAUUAGAGUCAGGUAAAAAUAAGAUUUCUCCGUGUUGCCGCAUCCUCUGCGUGGUUAAAAUAUUAAGUGCAGUAAGACUUUAGCAAAUUUCACUGGUGAACUAUUGAUUAAAAAUCAUGAGCUGAAUGUGAGCGCAAAAAUCUUUCUGGUAAACACCUGGAUGCACAUUCACAGUCUAGUUAGACUGGAUGACUAGAAGAGUUAAAUACUGUAUGUUUAUAUCGAUAAAACUUGAAAAUUCACAGAGGUUUUCUUUAAAUAUACAGCCAUGAUUACUAGGAAAGCAGUAUUGGUAUGAGGAGCGUACUCUCCUCAUGAACUCAUGCAAAUUAAAGAAUGAUACUGGGCCAAACAUUCGACUCCAGCAGCAGGCUGUCAAGUUCAGACAGAUUCUAUUUGUGUACUUUUAAGUUACAUGCAAAUGAACAUGUACCAGUACACAGACACUCUAAAGCUCAAUGAGCUACUAUAGUCAGACCAAAGAGGAUUGAAAAGGAGCUGAACGGGUUGUAUCACUGUAUACUUACUGUAUUUACUAUGGAAAUGACACUUACAAACGGUGCCAUGGCCAGUCUAAGCGUAUUGAUUCUCUGUACCUGUGUGUCAGUAUGUAAAUAGGGUUGCGUGUACUUUAUGUGUAGCUGAGUCUACAUGUAUUUCAUUAAUGUCGGUGGAUAUAUUUGUGCAACUGUAAUAAAACAGACAUACGGAUGAAA
Messenger RNA from Mugil cephalus (flathead mullet), 3682 nucleotides. RefSeq names its product HtrA serine peptidase 4 (gene htra4). NCBI's taxonomy places the organism in Eukaryota, Metazoa, Chordata, Actinopteri, Mugiliformes, Mugilidae. The coding region runs from base 102 to 1517 and encodes 471 amino acids. Gene Ontology annotation, biological process: programmed cell death; positive regulation of apoptotic process; proteolysis. Gene Ontology annotation, cellular component: extracellular region. The transcript is spliced from 9 exons. The record is from RefSeq and is a predicted model, not a curated record. Gene Ontology annotation, molecular function: serine-type endopeptidase activity; protein binding.